AUGAACCUCAACCUAUCCGCCUCGCUUCACGCGACGCGCCUACUCUUCAAGCCGAGCCUCUGCCUCCCCCACCACACCGUGUCCACCUUCAACGACCUGCCCAUCCCGCUCGACAGCGCGCUGCACGCCCGCGGUCUGCAAGCCAACAUCCGCGCCGUGGUGCUCGACAAGGACGACUGCUUUGCCUAUCCCGACGCCAAGGAAGUAUACGAACCGUACAAGGAGCAUUUUGAAAAGCUGCGUCGGGCGUAUCCCGGGCGGAAGCUCCUCAUCGUCUCCAACACGUCGGGCGCGACGACGUGGGACCGGGACCUGGCGCAGGCCGCCGCCGUGGCGCGCGGCACGGGGGUGUACGUGCUGCCGCACGCGGUCAAGAAGCCCGGGUGCGGGGAGGACGUCAUGGCCUACUUCAGGAGCCACCCGGAGACGGGCGUGACGGACGCGUCGCAGGUGGCCUUGGUCGGGGACCGGCUGACGACGGACAUGAUGCUGGCGAAUAUGAUGGGCGGCUGGGGCUUUUGGAUCCGCGACGGCGUGGUGCCGAUGCGUCAAAAGAGCAUGAAUGGAACGGAAUCUACAUUCGUUUCUAGAGGCGAGAGGCGUGAAGCCGCCUUUGCCGCAGAGUCUGCUCUCAGCAUCAUCAUCAGGAGGGUUUAUUGCUCGCGACAGCCUCGUCUCCCACAACCCCUACGACCAUUUCGAUACCCCGCGACUUUCCCCUUUCCCGUCGCAUACACGAUCCAUACCGAUCACACCGAUACUAUGAGUCUUCCUCUUGGUGGCGGAGCGAUGGGCGCGCCGCCGAUGCCCAUGGGGAGCAGCGCCGAGGACCAGGGCGUCAAAGCUAUGAAAGCAGCCAUGGAGUCGUGCGUCGGCAAGUCCGUCAUGUCCGGCGUCAUGGGUUUCGGCAUGGGUGGUCUCUUUGGCAUGUUCAUGGCCUCUAUGUCCUACGACACCGUCGGUACCUCCCUCGCCGGCAACCAGGCGCACCAGGCCAUUGCCAACAUGCCGCUCCGGCAGCAGCUCAAGGUCGGCUUCAAGGACAUGGGCACGCGGUCGUUUUCCAUGGCCAAGAACUUUGGCAAGGUCGGCGCCCUCUUCUCCGGCAUCGAGUGCGGCAUCGAGGGCAUGCGCGCCAAGAACGACCUGGCCAACGGCGUCGCCGCCGGCUGCCUGACCGGCGCCAUCCUGGCCAAGAAUGCCGGCCCGACGGCCAUGGCCGGUGGCUGCGCGGCCUUUGCUGCCUUUUCGGCGGCGAUUGACGCCUAUAUGCGACAGCCGAGCGACGAAUAA
Molecule: messenger RNA, 1293 nt
Organism: Cordyceps militaris CM01
Lineage: Eukaryota; Fungi; Ascomycota; Sordariomycetes; Hypocreales; Cordycipitaceae
Exons: 6
Coding region: 1-1293 (430 amino acids)
Biological process (GO): protein insertion into mitochondrial inner membrane
Cellular component (GO): TIM22 mitochondrial import inner membrane insertion complex
Molecular function (GO): transmembrane protein transporter activity; phosphatidylglycerophosphatase activity
Source: RefSeq, a predicted model, not a curated record